This is a messenger RNA of Aspergillus caelatus, 862 nucleotides long. RefSeq lists its product as uncharacterized. NCBI's taxonomy places the organism in Eukaryota, Fungi, Ascomycota, Eurotiomycetes, Eurotiales, Aspergillaceae. Bases 95 to 259 code for a protein of 54 amino acids. The transcript has 2 exons. The record is from RefSeq and is a predicted model, not a curated record.
UCUUUCUAAUCACUAAUAUGGAGGUUUGCAUACUCUAGAGAUAUUAUCUUCGUUUAUGUCUACCCUUUAAAAUUCACUGCGGUGGGUGGUAUAAAUGGUGGAUGCGUUCCCGCGCAGAUGGAAUUAUCUCCGUCCAAUUCCAAAACCCCGCGCUGAUAACAUCGUCAUCCUGCGAUCGACUCUACAUUCCUUCCCUCCCGUCUCUUUCCUAUUAUUAUGCUACGGAAUGACUUUUCCAGUCGCAUUCUUUUACUACUAACAAAUGCUUGAAAAACAGCCUACUCCAAAGCCUUACCCUGCGAAAAUCAACGGUACCUUCGGAGAAAGACAAAGAGCCGCAGAGCGGUAGAGUCGGCAGAACCAGACCGAACUUUGAGGCACAAGGGGUCGCAAUGGCCCUAGUUGCCGUCAAGUUACAAAACGCAAACACCAAGGAAUUGCUUUACUAGCUCAGAUCCAAAUCUAGUACGAACCUGUGUUGUUGGUUUUUCCUGGUUUGCGCCUGGUUUGCAGACAUCAAAAGAAAGCGAUCGCAUUACGGAUGACCACAGUUGGCUAAUGCUGUCUUGGACCGAUAGGAUCUCCUCAAAGAUAUCUGCUUCAGGAUAAGCUCGGUGAACCGUGUGCCCUUCUCGAACCCUGUACACGAACGGAACUUAGGGUGACACGUGUGUGCCUCGUAACAACUCAAUCUUCGUGGGAUUGUCAAAUUGGACCACGCAGAAACCUCGAAACUUGCUGAGGCUAUGGCACAUACUUGUAAGAUUCAUGUGGUGGAUGAUACGGGAGAAGCGGGCUAGUUCCUUGCAGCGAUGCGAGAGUUGAGAUAACAAGGAUAGUAAAAUAGACUUUGGGAGUGUCA